GGACCAAAUGGUUUGCAGGUGUGCACGGUUCCUGGUAUGUGAACCUUCCAAUCUGUUUCCAACCAGUUCAGCUUAGCAAAGUUAAGUUUUAGUCAAACUCACGUGAAACCUUGUGUUUUCAUUCUCUUUCAGUUUGAUGAGACACACAAUUGUGGGUUAAAAUAUUUGAUCUUUAACCACCCAGACAUUAAAAGGCGCCUUGCAGGCUGCGGUGGCAGCGGAGGCUCUCGACUCUCACUACAGUCGGUGGGCAUGAGACCAGGGAAUGUGUUUGUAAUGUGUGACUAGAGCUCAGAUCUCCAUCCAUCAUCUAGAGCGUUUAUUUUUGAAACUGCAAGUGGAACCUUUCGCGUCGGUUCGAUGGACGGUAGUUUUCAAAGUGGCACCGGAAAUGCCUCAUUGUGGAGCAGCCGACUUCCGGUGGCGACUGCGCCGCAGAGCGCUGUGGGUGGACGACGGUGAGGCCAUGGACGAAGUUCUGGCGGCCAGUCCCUGUUCGUCUGAACCGGACAGUCCAGGAGGUCUGAACCGAGGCUGCCUGCUCGACCCAGCGGACCUGCUCUACCACGAUCUGUCCGUCACCGUCCCAGAAACCCCCAGUCCACAGCUCGGGAAGCGGAGGAGACGCACUCAGGUCCCAGAGGAACCUUUCAGCCCCGUUGCUGUUGCAGGGUUUCCAGGACAACCAAAACAUCCCACUAGCAACGAACAAGGUUGUUCACAUAAAAGCAAGCGCAGGCGUCUGGCAGCAACGAAGGGAGAGCAGAACAUUGGGUUUGUUCCUGCUUCAUCACUGAAGACUUUGCCACUGCACACCUGGUUAGAGGCUCCACUCUCUACAGCAACUUGCUCAUCCUCAUCCUCAUCCUCCUACUGCACUCCAGUAUCAGAGGAGGAGGAGGUGGUGGCUUUUACUCUGCUGGGCUCUACAGCAGAAGCCUGUUGUCUGACGUCAGCUUCUGCAGGAGCCAGCUCUACCUCUCUAACUCUGACUGCAGAGGAGAGGAGAUGGCUGAACGCUGAAGGCGAAAGUACCUCAAUAGCAGCAGAACAGAUCAUCAUCAGUGACGAUGAUGAGGCCGCAGUUCGUUCAGCACAAAUGGAGGAAGACGAGGCAUUUGCCCGAAGUCUUCAGGCCCAGUUUGACCGAGAGGAGACCGGGGCUCACAGCACACAACAGCAGCGUCGAUACCAUCUUCAUCAAUUGCAGCAGAACCACCCGAGGUAUUAUCCACAUGUGGACUCCACUUGGAUGUCUCAUGUGCUCGCAGCCAUCUCUCCUUCAGUUGCCUUUGAAGAUGAUCCAAACGGUGAGCGCAGAAGACGUGGUAGAGGCAGGCGUAGGAACGCUCUGCCUGACUUUUCAGAAGAUCAUCAAGGCAACGACUAUGAGGCUCUUUUGGAGUUUGAAGAGCGCCAAGGUGCCGUUGUAACCAAAAAGUUGACUCGAAGAGAAAUACAGAGGUUUCCCACCAAAUUCUUUCAAACUGCAAAGAGCGCAGGGAACACACAGUGUCAGAUCUGUUUCUGCGAUUAUACUGAGGGAGAGAAGCUGAGGAUGCUGCCGUGUUUCCAUGACUACCACACGCAGUGUAUAGACAAAUGGUUAAAGGACAACAUCACGUGUCCAAUCUGCAGAGCCAACCUGGCUGACGGCGACACCUUGGCCCCCCCAACCCUCUGACCUCAGUGUUUCUCCUCCUGACUCUUCAGCCUGCUGCUGCUCUACAAUGUUGAGUAUGUUCAUUGCCUGAAGAAGGACAUUUCAUCUGUUUUAUACUUUUAUUUAAAACUGUCAUUCCACUCAAUAAAACUUUCCUCUGAUGCUAAA
Betta splendens (Siamese fighting fish) is the source of this 1831-nucleotide messenger RNA. RefSeq lists its product as uncharacterized. The record is from RefSeq and is a predicted model, not a curated record. NCBI's taxonomy places the organism in Eukaryota, Metazoa, Chordata, Actinopteri, Anabantiformes, Osphronemidae. The coding region runs from base 392 to 1684 and encodes 430 amino acids. The transcript is spliced from 11 exons.